UGUGGUCUCCUGACUCCAGGGCCUCUUCCUCGAGGCGUCCUUGGAGCUGCCAGGGGCUGUGUGUGUCUUUUUGUCUGUGGCUAUGUGACAAGGUGAUCCGUUUUCCCAUUAUGUCUCCUGCCAGUCAGUUAUGUGAAUGAUCAACUGGAUGAUUUCAUCAGUGCCCUGAAUGUACGGCUGCAACCUUUAUCCAUGGAGAUCAGGAAAGGCACUGCGGAAGAAAAUGGGAAAACAUACUUUGCCCUGGUGAAUCUGGCAGAAACGGACAUUACCAAAAUGGCAAGUGACUUCUCUGAAAGCGAACUAGAGCUGUUCAAAAAAACAAUGGACCUGAUCCUGCUGUCUGGGAAUGGCUUUGCAUCAUCCACCGAGAUCUUGAACUUGGCCGACAAGUUGAAGCCAAAGAAAAUGAAGAAAAUGGAGGUGGAGCAAGUGCUUCAACAGCUGGUGCAGAAAAAGUGGCUUUGUGAGAAAGAAGGGGAGUACACCCUGCACACCCGCAGCAUCCUUGAACUGGAGCAGUACAUUUUCCGCCAUUACCCAGAGUCUGCCCGGAAAUGCCAUAUCUGCCACAGCCUUUCCAUUCAGAAUCAAGUGUGUGGAAACUGUGGGAUUGUGGUACAUUGGUCUUGUCUUUCGAAGUACUUCCAAGCACAACCAGAGCCACGGUGCCCUCACUGCAAACAGUUCUGGCUUCACAAGUUUCCAGAAUUCAGCCCUCCCAGCCACCUGCCCUUGAGCACCAGGGAAGAGAGCAGGAAGGUGUCCAGGAUGGGCCCCAGGCAGCAGCAACAGCCUCUCUGACCUCUCAGAAGAUAUGGAACUGCGGGUUCUGUGGACGCACCUGGGACAGCAGCUGGGCAAAAUAAUGGCUGUGCUGGUAUUGAAGGGCUCACACUGCUGUUUUUGUCAAUAGCCAUUUUGCUUUAGUUUUUUUUUUUUGCUUUGAAUGGUACCUGGGCUGCUGGCCUGCCUCUUACUGCUUGGAGUGUUGUCCUCAACAUUUCUCCUUUAUUUUAUGAAGGAAGCUACCAUAGGCAGGGCUCUAUUCCGCUUAGCACAACUGGGAUACCUCUCAGAACCUUGAGAAAAGCUACUCCAGCGGGCUGCCCCUGCCUCUCCCCAAAGACAACUAACUGCCUCUUGCUGCCAGCAUCACUCAUCCUCUCUGAAUUUGUGAGUUGUAGAGCAGUUAAGGGGCUUUUGAUUUCAUUGCAUAUCUCACCCAAGAACCCCUUUGGGACUCUGCAGGAUGACUUGCUUAAGUGAGUGACAUGAGAUCUUCUACUGAGAAAUAAACUUGGGACGG
Messenger RNA from Python bivittatus (Burmese python), 1309 nucleotides. The record is from RefSeq and is a predicted model, not a curated record. NCBI's taxonomy places the organism in Eukaryota, Metazoa, Chordata, Lepidosauria, Squamata, Pythonidae.